CUCAAACUCUCAUUCUCUUUCUCUGUUCUCUUUCUUAUUGUGUUGCUUGAAAUCUAUAGAGAGGCAGCACAAUGAAGAUUUCCAAUAUUUCUUCAGCCGUUUUCAUCUUCCUUGCCAUUUUCAUGAUCUUCCUUCCAACAGUCAUGUUUGCCCGGCAUGUUGGGUUAUCUCCUCAAACAUACCAUGACGACGACAUCGACGGUGAUCGUGGUGAAGAUGCAGCAUGGCAUGGCAUAACAACAAAGAAUGUAGUGGCGGCGCAAGAAAAUAACUCCGGUAGCAGUAGAGAAAACAUGAGUAGGUACAACAUUGAUGGUGGUGAUAAGCAAAUGGGACACAUGAAGAGGGCUCGACCACUACAAGUGGCUGCAGGCUCAAGACUGCCGGAUUGCUCUCACGCAUGCGGCUCGUGCACACCUUGUAGACUCGUGAUGGUCAGCUUUGCUUGUGCUGCGCUUGCUGAAGCAGAAACCUGUCCUAUUUCCUAUAGAUGUAUUUGCAAUAGUAAAUCUUACCCCGUUCCUUAAGCUAGAGAUUUGAAUGUUU
Morus notabilis is the source of this 546-nucleotide messenger RNA. RefSeq lists its product as uncharacterized. The coding region runs from base 72 to 527 and encodes 151 amino acids. The transcript is spliced from 2 exons. NCBI's taxonomy places the organism in Eukaryota, Viridiplantae, Streptophyta, Magnoliopsida, Rosales, Moraceae. The record is from RefSeq and is a predicted model, not a curated record. Gene Ontology annotation, biological process: guard cell differentiation; stomatal complex development.